Molecule: messenger RNA, 10949 nt
Organism: Cottoperca gobio
Lineage: Eukaryota; Metazoa; Chordata; Actinopteri; Perciformes; Bovichtidae
Gene: plce1
Product: phospholipase C, epsilon 1
Biological process (GO): phosphatidylinositol-mediated signaling; G protein-coupled receptor signaling pathway; release of sequestered calcium ion into cytosol
Molecular function (GO): phosphatidylinositol-4,5-bisphosphate phospholipase C activity; guanyl-nucleotide exchange factor activity
Source: RefSeq, a predicted model, not a curated record
CGAGAAGUUAGCAGAACAUGUGUUGAACUAGUCUGUAUGCGGAGUUUACAUGGAUGCUAAUUGGAUUUGACAUCAUUGCUCGGGCCUGCAAGUGGAUAACUCCUGCACACAGAUACAAGGCACACACACACACACACACACACACACGGUCUUGUAAGCUGUGACUGUGAACCGCGAACCGCGCUAUCAAGGAAAUUCCUCAGUCCUCCAGGGUCACCUCCGUGGGCUUUCUAUCUGGCGGUUUGUACAGCUGCACAAGCCUCUGUUUCCAACAGAAAACACACACAGAGCAAACUCUGUAUGGACAUGGUCUUAGUCACUCGAGAGGUCACUGGAAGCUGAAGUUAUUAUGCCCCAGCCACAGCACAGGCCUUUCACCAUGAUAGCACACUGACAUUGCAAAAGAACAGAAGAAGAAGCUUGUUGUGUAGCAUGACAUGAAGUGGAUCUGUCUCAUCAUCUAAAACUGCAGCUAAGCAAAGGAUAAAGCAGGACGCUCCAGGGAGACUCGAUGGCUACUGCAGAAAAUCAGAAACAGGUCGGGGCUGUAGUCCUGGCUCAGCGUGCUUCACCUCCAUCCACUGGGAGCAGACCCAGCAGCGAAGCAAGACACUCAAACGACGGCCAGGAAGUAUGGCGAUACUCUGACCAAUUGUGGCAUUCAAAACAGCGGAGCAGCCCGUCCCUCCUCUUAUAUAGGAAGUUGUCGUGUGACAGUGGGAAAGGGACAAAUUUGGACGAGGACUACGAGUCUUUGGAUUACAGCUCAAAACUCUCGAGUACCGAAGAGAAACUUUAUCCCGAGCUGUCAGCUGGCAAUGGAAUUGAAGGAAUAACUAACACAGUUACUCUGACACCUGGGAAAAGUUCAAAGGGAUCUCCGUGCCAGCUGGACACCCCCGGAGAGGGUGUGGAUGCAGCCAGGAACAGCACUGGCAGCACACGAUGCUCUUGCACCCUGUCGAGCCUUUACAUGAGUCCAAACGUGUAUUGUUGCCACAGCACAAGAUCCAGUCUGAGCCCCAGCUCCAACUCCAGCCAUGUCCAAAGUCCUCUCCUCUGCCCCGGCCCCUCUCAGCCCAACCAGCAUCGCAUCCGCCGCGGCAGCCUGCCUCUGUCUAUGCUGGCUUUUCAGAAGACAUCACCUGGCCUCUUGUGUGGGUGCAGUCCAUCCAGUGAACCGAACUCUUCGGCGUCGUCUCCCUGUAAUUCUCCCCUGCCCAAGCACCGGCAGCAUCACCAGAACGGACUCCUCCACCGGCACCAUCGCAAAAAUGGCUACUCCAGUUUAGAGAGGCUCAACAGAAGGCCCAGGGUGGACAAAUGCUCCCUGGAGAAACUAUUUCUAAGACGAGCAUCUUUCGAAACUAUGAGGACGAGCCUCAGGAGCGACGACAAGUCCUCCUCGGGGGUGACCAGAAACUGCAGCGGGGGCAGCAGCAGUGAUGAAGAGGAUGCAGAGGGUCUCUUAGAUAACGCAGAUUUCAUCAGGAACCGUAAAGAGCGUUCCACUGUCCUGGUGAGGCGCUUCUUCAAGAAUAAUCAAAAGGUGACCAAGUCGGUGUGCACUGGAACCAGAGCGAUUGUCAGGACGCUGCCAUCAGGACACAUCUCAGAGGAGGUCUGGGAAGUGGUUGUUAGUAACUGGAUAUGGCAACCCAGCAAGAAGGAUAUGUGGCCGAUCGUCAUGCGUGGCAUGGAAGAAGAAUUCAGAGUCUGCAGGGAGAUAUUACGUUUUGUCGGAGUUAAGCUACAGCAGGUUAACAACUAUGUGCAGGACAGAGAGGAACUCAACCUGAUUCAUCGCGGCAAGAAGCUCCUGCUGUCCUGCCCUGAAUGUGUGUGUCUCAGGGAGUCUCGCUGGCCAUCGCACGCUUUCAGCGGCAGCCCAGACGGACCAGAGCUGAAGCCCUGCCUCAAUCCCUGCUGUCGUCAUCCUUCUCACCCACCUAGGUUUUAUCGAGGUUGUGGCCAGAGGACGUCCGCGUGCUCCCUGCUGACCGGAGCCCUGCUGGAGGCCACGGCGGCUCUCGGUGCCCGCUCCGCUCUGCCCUACCCUUUGCCCCAGAUUCCCAACAGCCACGCCUUACUGACAGAGCGUCAGCUGGCCAACAGUAUGACCAGCAGCGGCUCUCUUCCUCCCAGUGUCAGUGGGAUCAGUAAGGAGCUGGCAGAGGUGCGCCACCUUGUUCAGUUCCCCGAGGAGAUCGCCUGCAUCCUCACCGAGCAAGAGCAGCAGCUUUACAAACGGGUCUUUCCCUUGGACUACCUCUGUUUCCUCACUCGAGACCUGGGCAGUCCCGAGUGUCAAACCAAGCGCCACCCAAACCUCAAGUCCUCACUGUCAGUGCCCGCCAUGCCUACCCAGAGUGCUCAGCGAAGUAACGGUGUGGAGGACCUGGUGGCACGGUUUAACGAGGUGAGUUCGUGGGUGACGUGGCUGAUCCUGACUGCAGGGUCCAUGGAGGAGAAGAGAGAAGUUUUCUCCUACCUGGUCCAUGUCGCUAAAUGCUGCUGGAACAUGGGAAACUACAACGGGGUCAUGGAGUUCCUGGCUGGACUCAGGUCCCGCAAGGUGCUGAAGAUGUGGCAGUUUAUGGACCAGUCAGACAUUGAGACCAUGAGGAGCCUAAAGGACGCCAUGGCUCAGCACGAGUCUUCUUCUGAGUACAAGAAGGUUGUGACCAGAGCUCUUAAUAUCCCAGGAUGCAAGGUGGUGCCGUUCUGUGGGGUUUUUCUUAAGGAGCUGAGUGACGCGUUGGAUGGGACAGCAAGCAUCAUCAGCCUCAAACCACCGCUGGUUAAUACAGAGGACUCAAUAGAGUUUGUGUCUGACUACGGCGGCCAGCACAACUUCAUGUCGCGCUCCGGUCCAGAUGGACUACACGUCCCAGAGAAAGAAGCCACUGUCAGCAACAUCCUCCAGAUUAUCAGAUCUUGUAAUCGUAGUUUGGAGGCGGAGGAUCCUGAUGACGCUUCCACCAGUCCCUCUUCUACUGGCCCAUUCCCUGCGUCUAGAAACAACUCCCUCAGAGACCGCUGCCGCAAUCAAUUCAUGGUGGGGGAUUUGUCAGAUUCAGAGGGCGACUUGUCGUCGGAGCCGGGGGUGAAAGAGGUCGAGUUUCAGGGGACUGAGGAGACGCACAGAGCUUUCAACCAUGGCACUGAGCUCAUUCCCUGGUACGUGUUGUCGCUACAGCCAGACGUUCACCAGUUUCUGCUGCAGGGGGCCACGGUCAUCCACUACGACCAGGACAGCCACCUCACAGCUCGCUGUCUGCUGCGACUACAGCCUGACAACACAACACUCACCUGGGGUAAGCCUCAGAGCGGAGGGGCUUCCCCCGCAGAGCAGCCACUGGGACUGGGACAGACUGUAGUGGCAGGACUAGCAGAGGGCCUCUUGGACCUGGGAGUGGUGAAGGCAGUGUUCCUGGGUCAUCAGGGAGUGGACGUUCACGCUGUGUGUUUGCAAAACAAGCUGAGUCAGAUGACGGUGGAAGAGAACGGUCUCAGCCUCCUCUACGGUCUCAGCACCACCGACAACAGACUCCUGCACUUUGUGGCCCCCAACAACACGGCGAGGAUGCUCCAUAAGGGCCUGUCAGAGUUGGUGAACGCAACCAGAAAAUUGAAGAAGUUUCCUGACCAAAGGCUGCAGUGGCUGAGGAAGCAGUAUGUCAGCUUGUAUCAGGAGGAUGGCAGGUACGAAGGCCCUACACUAGCUCAUGCCAUUGAGCUGUUUGGUGGGCGGAGGUGGAACAUGGGUACAGGCGGAGUGGAGACGUCUACCGCCCAGAAAAACAGCCCUCUGAGCAUCAACGAUAAGACCAAGAAGAAGAAGAAGGUCCUUGUCAGGGGAGACAGUGGGGAUGCCACGGACGACGAGAUGGUUUCCAGAAAAACCCGGAGCUGUAAGGAGGGACUGUAUCGGAACGGGCCGGAGUCCGACAGCAUCGACCAAGAAGAUCCAGAGGACAGCCUCCCUGGACCCUUCUCCCUCUCAUCCAGUAAAAGCCCCGGAUUGCUAGCCUCUUCCUCCUCCUCCUCCUCCUCUUCCUCCAGCAUGGCCGGGUCCAACCACUCCCGCCCGCAAUCUUCUCCGGUCCUCUCAGGAACUGCCAAGCCGCAGCCAGGGGCUUGGAGCAGCAGGUCGUGGCACGGUCGGGGGAAAGGCUGCUUCAAAGGCUUCCAGAAUCUCAUGAUUUCCGACAGCACGAUGAGCUUCAUCGAGUUUGUCGAGCUCUUCAAGUCAUUCAGUAUCCGAAGCAGGAAGGACCUGAAGGAGCUGUUUGACACCUUUGCUGUCCCAUGCAGUCGUUCGAGUCCAGAGUCUGCUCCUCUGUACACCAACCUCAGCAUCGACGAUAAAGACACAGGGCUACAGCCCGACCUCGACUUAUUAACCCGCAAUGGUUCCGACCUUGGCCUGUUUAUCCGGACGAGGCAGCAGAUGUCUGACAACCAGAGGCAGAUCUCAGACGCCAUCGCUGCGGCCAGCAUCGUGACCAACGGGACAGGAGUGGAAAACGCGUCACUAGGCGUCUUGGGACUCACCAUCCCUCAGCUCAAUGACUUCCUGGUCAACUGUCAGAGGGAGCACCUGAGCUACGAUGAGAUUCUCAGCAUUAUACAGAGAUUUGAGCCCUCGUCGAGCAUGAGACAAAUGGGUUGGAUGUCAUUUGAAGGCUUUGCAAGGUUCCUGAUGGACAAGGAGAACUUUGCCUCCCGUAAUGAGGAAUCCCAGAGGAACCCGGAGGAGCUGCAGUACCCUCUGUCCUACUACUACAUCGAGUCCUCUCAUAACACCUACCUGACUGGACACCAGCUCAAAGGAGAGUCCUCUGUUGAGCUGUACAGUCAGGUGCUUCUGCAAGGCUGUAGGAGCGUCGAGUUGGACUGCUGGGAUGGAGACGAUGGCAUGCCAGUCAUUUAUCACGGACACACGCUCACCACUAAAAUACCCUUCAAGGAUGUGGUGGAAGCAGUCAACCGGUCCGCGUUUGUCAAUUCAGACAUGCCCGUCAUCCUGUCCAUAGAGAACCACUGCUCCCUUCCACAGCAACGCAAGAUGGCUGAAAUCUUCAAGACGGUGAUCGGGGAACGCCUCGUGACACGCUUCCUCUUUGAAAGCGACUUCAGCGAUGACCCUCACCUGCCGUCGCCGCUGCAGCUUCGGGGGAGGAUCCUCCUGAAGAACAAGAAGCUCAAAGCGCACCAGGCGCCGGUGGACAUACUCAAACAGAAGGCUCACCAGCUGGCCCACAUGCAGGCCCAGGCUAGCAACGGGUCACCAGGGGUCACUUCAUCAGGCAACCACACCAAUGAGGAAGAGGAGGAGGAAGAAGACGAGUACGACUACGACUAUGAGUCUCUAUCAGACGAUAACAUCCUGGAUGACAAGCCCGAGGGGAAGAGCUCUGCAGACAAAGAAGAGCAACCUGUUGAUGAAAUACCCAAGAGGAUGAAGAAGUCUGAAAGCACCACGCAGAGCAAAGGAAAGGUGUUCGACAUGGAGCUGGGCGAGGAGUUUUACCUUCCUCAGAACAAGAAGGAGAGUCGACAGAUUGCCCAGGAGCUGUCCGACCUCAUCAUCUACUGCCAGGCUGUGAAAUUCCCUGGCCUGUCCACGUUGUCUCCAGCCAGCUCUGGCAGAGGGAAGGACCGGGGAAAGAGCAGGAAGUCCAUAUUUGGAACGGCUCCCGCUCCGACUCUGACCCAGAGCCGCACCCCUGGGAAAGGUGGAGCUGAGCGGCUGAGCUGGGAGGAACAGCAGACGUCUCCCGUCCUCAACCACCCCACCUCUCUCAGCGCCAUCAUCCGCACGCCCAAGUGCUACCACAUCUCCUCCGUCAACGAGAACGCCGCCAAGCGCCUGUGCCGCCGCUACUCUCAGAAGCUGAUCCAGCACACGGUGUGCCAGCUGCUCAGGACGUACCCGGCAGCCACCAGGAUAGACUCGACAAACCCGAACCCUCUGCUUUUCUGGCUGCACGGCAUCCAGCUGGUGGCACUCAACUACCAGACUGAUGACUUGCCCAUGCAGCUGAACACAGCUCUGUUUGAGGCCAACGGCGGCUGUGGCUACGUCCUGAAGCCGGCGGUGCUGUGGGACCGUAGCUGUCCGCUCUAUCAACAGUUCUGUCCGAUGGAGAGGGAUGUGGAGAAAAUGAGCCCCGCCGUCUAUUCCCUCACUAUUGUCUCCGGUCAGAACGUUUGUCCCGUUAACAGCGCUGGCAGCCCCUGUAUUGAAGUGGAUGUUCUGGGCAUGCCCAUCGACAGCUGCCACUUCCGCACCAAACCCAUCCACCGCAACACCCUCAACCCCAUGUGGAGCGAGCACUUCCAGUUCACCGUCAACUUUGAAGAGCUGUGCUUCCUGCGCUUCGCCGUCGUGGAGAACAACAGUUCCCAAACGACUGCGCAGAGGACUCUGCCUCUGAAGGCCCUCAAGCCAGGUUACAGACAUGUCCAGUUGAGGACGCAACAUAAUGAACCUCUGGAAGUGUCCAGUUUGUUUAUCUACAGCCGCAGAAUAGAGGAAGGUCCAACAGGGGGCGCUACUCCCUCAUCCCUGCUGUUCAGUUCGGAGGAGAAACAUGCGUCGCAGCAGCACAGGGUGACGGUGUACGGAGCUCCGGGCCCUGAACUCUUCACCGUGUUCUGUGUCACAGAGCAGACGACCGCCAAACAGCUGCUGGACACGGUCGUAGCAUCUGCAGGAAACCCGUCAGAGUACUUCCUCUGCGAGGAGAAGGUUCCUCUGUUGAAGGAGCGCAGCGAGGUGAAGCGCUGUGCUCAGCAUCGUCCUCUAGCGCCCGAGGAGGAGGUGGUGAGACUCGUCUCCAGCUGGAACUCUGAGGAGGGAUACGUGGGGAGGAUCUGCCUCAAGACGAGAGAGGAGAACUUGAACGAGAAGAACUCCGUGCUGGAGGGAGAGGAGGAGGUGACUCUGGGAGGUAAAGAAGGAGCAGCAGCAGCAGAGGACGAUAUGUUCUUUGUCCAGGUCCAUGAAGUUUCCCCAGAACAGCCGCACACUGUGAUCAAGGCGCCGCGCUACAGCACUGCUCAGGACAUCAUACAGCAGACUCUGUCAAAGGCCAAGUAUUCCUACAGUAUUCUAUCCAACCCCAAUCCAUGCGACUACGUCCUGAUGGAGGAAGUGACGAAGGACGCCGGCUCUAAGAAGUCCUCCACCGCCAAGCCGCUGCAGCGCGUGCUGCUGGAUCACGAGUGCGUCUACCAGGCUCAGAGCCGCUGGCGGGGCGCGGGAAAGUUCAUUCUUAAAUUCAAAGAGCAGGUGGUGCGGGAAGACAAAAAGAAAGUCAUUUCCUUCGCCAGCGAGCUGAAGAAGCUGACUAGUCGCAGCCGCAGCAUGACGACUGGCGGGGGAGUGGACGGUCCUGCCCAGAGUAAGGAUGAUAGAGCUGCAUGCUGUGUGGCUCUGACAGAGCUCCAGGAGUGAGGCUCACACUCGUGCCUGCUGUCUGUGCAUGGGAAGACAACAGAGGGUAUCUGUCUGCAGGGCUGAAGGCGUGGGUGGCAGAGGGCAGGGUGGGGGCAGGAAUGUUCCUACAGACCUCCUCCUCCUCCUCCUCCUCCUCCUUUAGGGAGCAACUCCAACAGGUGCACCUGCCCACCUCCUCUCUGACCCCCUCGGCCUGGAAGCUUUACCUGCUGAGGAACUGGAAGAUCCACAAAUGAAGUCCAGAGAGAGAGAGAGAGACUCUACUUCUAAACUUAGAGGAUUCUGCUUUACGUAAGAAGGCGAUGGCGUCCGACACACUGUGGGAUUCUGGGAUACGCUCCUCUGGAAGACCCUGAAGGAGUUUGACCCUGAGGGAGUUUGACCCUGAAGGAGUCUGACCCUGAAGGAGUCUGACCCUGAAGGAGUCUGACCCUGAAGGAGUUUGACCCUGAAGGAGUCUGACCCUGGGAGUCUGACCCUGAGAGUCCUGACCCUGAAGGAGUCUGAUCCGUCUGACCCUGACCCUGAAGGAGUCUGACCCCGCCUUGCGUUAGUUGAGCAAGUGGAGGAACGGGAUUCAGGCCUUCAGCCUUUUUUGCUUGGUUCGAAAGAUGGACAGGAGUUUCUCCCGGCGUCCCGCGUGCGGGGAGCAGGAAGCUCCGGCUCCAUCUUGGUUUAUUGGUUGUUGUGCGGCUCCACAGAGAGUCCGGAGAACCAGAGGCAGCUGCUGUUAUUGAAGUCGUCGGGUCUGUGAUCAGGGGCACAAAGUAUUCCUUCUCUUACCAAUAAAAAGGAGCACUUCCCUGAGUCACAUUCAAAAGAUGAAGAUGUAUGAGUGCCAGUUUUCUUUAUCUCCCAAAAACGACACCACAAGGAGGGGCUGCAAACUGAGUUUAGAGAACCACAAGAGUUCAUCGAGUGUCCUCGGAGAGGCUGCAGUUUGCUAUAGGAUGGGCUGUGUAAUGCUUUUGGUUCUUGGUAAGUUUGUAAACUAUUCCCUUUCUGGUGUGGCACACAGGAAGCACAGAGCAGACAGAGGGAGAUCUGCUGGUUGUAAAAAACAAAAAUAAAAAAGGAAAGAGAGAUGUAGGAGGUGAAACAGUUCUUCUCUCUUUCUCAGGUAUGGGCUCUUUUAUUCCUGAGGGCUUUGUGAAGGAGGCUGACAAGCUGGCUUGUUUGGUUCUUUUCUUACUGUUCCACUUUCACAGUACUGUAAGGGCACCUUUUGGGCAACAAAGCGUGAGCGACAUGUUCAGAUAUUCUGUAGUAGAAUGCUUUUCUUGGACACUAAUGUCCUCAAAGGACGUACGCGGACAGCAUUUUAAGGCAGUGUAGCUGUGCAAUCUUAACUUGUACACGGGCAAAUGUGAAACAACUUCUUAUCACUGUGAUUUAUUAUGAGGUCGCUCGUCUAUGUUGCCUUAAAAUGUUGCAACGCUGCCCCUUUAACUGUUGGUAACUCUGUGGCUGUAACCCUGAGGACGAUCUGCGGCUGGUUCAACAAAGGAUUUUAAUUCCGUCAUCACUAAUCAUGAUGUUAACGAGCAUCAAUAAGAUGUAUUUAUAGUCGUUUUGUUUUAGGAAUGCUGCUUUUAGCUUGGACAGGGUUGACAUUUGACCAAUUCAAAGCUUUACCUCGAGUAUUUUAAACAUUGGAAGGAGUGAAAGUUUUCACCUUUACCGAAAUAAAUUGACAUUUAAUUCCAGGUUUCUGUCCUUGACCGUUUUAGAAAGUAUUGAGGUUCAGUACCCAGGUCUAAUGGGAACAGUGCUAAACAUGUAAACACUUAAGGGAACUAAAACGAUUUCCUCCUUUAUAUGAAUGAAAUGAUGAUUUUAGCUCUAAGAUCCUUUGGAGACAAACAGCCGACUCGUCUUCAAACAGCAUUUUGCACAUUUAGUUUUUCCUUUGCUGUCGUCGUCAGUGUUUUUCUGUUGCUGUCUGAUAAACGACAGAAACAUUGAAUUGUUAUGAGAUGGUUAAAAGUUUUGUUUUUUUCAUAUUUAUUACUUUUCAUUUUGGCCCAGUAGCGAAUUUAGUUUUGAGGAAAGGACAAGUUUGGAUUGUUUUAAUAACUCUAAAAUCUGCUUCAUUGGCCUACAUGGACUCUUCCUGGUUUUGAACGCAGUACCUUUAUAUACGAGCAGCAUCGAUGGAUUGUCAGUAACGAUUGUCGGCUUUUCUUUAGUUCUACUUACUGCUCACUUCAAUUUUCUUUCACAAUUCACUCAACGUUGAUUCACUCGGGGCCACUUUCCUCCUUUUUUUCUGUUUUGAUUUGAAGUUGUUGAUUCAGUUUAGAUCAUUUUUUUUAAUCUGGUAUAGUUGUAUUUGGUAUUUCAGUUAUUAAUACAUAGAUAUUCCCUCUAGUGUCGUCGUGCGGAUCCUCGAGGAGCCCACUAAAACUCAACUGAAAAUGAGUUUUGUGCGUCGUUAAACUGAAAAUAAUCUGGGGUUAAGGAUAAAUGAUAUGUAAUGAGGUACAUUUGCUUAUUUUUAACCCACAUUCACAACAUAAAACUUAUCAUUUGAAAGCAGCUUUCUAAAAGUACAGUCACCAAGUACAAUGCUUUUAAAAAUGUCACACUCCACACAAAUGGUGUGUGUCCUUUUACUUUCAUUUGUCUUGAAGUAAAACUUAAUGAUAUUUGACUUUUAGUGCAAUAAGUUCUUUAAGUUUCCUUCACACACAAAGCUUAUGUUUCGUUAUUUGGUAAUGCGGUAGGACGGUCCCAAAGGCCAGAAACCACAACUCUACUUACAACUACCGAGUGAAAUCAGCUGAUAGAUCUAUGUGAAAGUCCACUGACUUUAAACAGAAAGGGACAUGUUCUGUUCAUGUAAAUGUGUAAUCUGAGUAUCUGUAUCUCUAGUUUUCCUUCUUUCUAACCUGUAGACCUCAUUUCUGAAUGUAACAUUUCUUAAUGUGUUGAACCUGAGACAAGUGUGUGUGUUUGAAUGUUAUUUAUUAUAAUGUGAAGCCCUGGUAGGCGAUUUAUCUGUUGUAUCGUUUCCUGUAAGUAGUUUUAAGUGUUAUUUUUUUAUUUAUUUCGAUAUGCGAGAAGAUAAACUCUCCACUGCCCUAAACUUUAGUCAAACUUACUUUUACGUGUAAAGUAUUCCGUAUAGAAUCCAUAUGUCCGGCAUGUUAGUCUGCAGUACACAGCGGCAUCUUUUAAUGCCUUUUAUUUCAUUUAGUUUUCACAAAUGUGGAUAAAAGUUGACUCUUUGAAACUUUGUCCAAACAUUUUUUUUGAAAAUAUUUUUGCUGUAUUGGUUAUAUCCGCUGAGACAUGUGUGUUUCAUCAUUAGCACUCUGUUGUUUCCAUAAAAUGUGCAGUAUACCCUUUAACAUCCACUAUCCGUGUUAUGACGUGUACAAGUGAACUUUUGUCUAUUUACUUGAAUUUUUAAAUGGAUGAGAAUUGGUGGAUUUGUCAUAUACCAGAUCACAAUGCAAAUAAAUAGUACUUACUGUUG